Messenger RNA from Drosophila subpulchrella, 528 nucleotides. RefSeq lists its product as uncharacterized. Bases 244 to 528 code for a protein of 94 amino acids. The record is from RefSeq and is a predicted model, not a curated record. The transcript is spliced from 2 exons. Lineage: Eukaryota; Metazoa; Arthropoda; Insecta; Diptera; Drosophilidae.
GACCACAAAAAGACCUAUAUGAGGACGCCCCUGGGUCAACUGACAAAUCCAUUCUCCCAAUUAAACCAUAGAAUUCUAUGAAAUUAUGGCUAAACACGUUUGCUCGUUGAGAAGUCAAUAUUACGCUGAUUUUUGGCUAUAUAAAGUAACUGAUACGUUGGUCAAUCAACAACAGUCAUCCGACAAGCAUCCAAGUGACAAUAUCCCAAAGUUUUAGUUUGAAAUUUAAAACAGAAUACCAAGAUGUUCCGCAUUAUCGCUGUUAUCUUUGCCCUGGUUGCCAUGGCUUUCGCUGCUCCUGGUUACAUUGAGCCCUCUUACGGAGUGGUGCCUGUGGCUCAUGUGGUUCCCGUGGUGAAACACAUUCCAGUGGUGAAGCAGGUUCCGGUGGUGCACCAUGUUCCCGUGGUCAAGCACGUUUCCGUGGUCAAGCACGUUCCAGUGGUUCAGCAUGUCCCCGUUCUGAAGUCCUACGAAGUAGCAUCCUAUGGAGUUCCCACCUACGGACACCAGAUCUACCACGGUUAA